Messenger RNA from Cornus florida, 1201 nucleotides. Its product is annotated as protein phosphatase inhibitor 2-like. Gene Ontology annotation, biological process: regulation of signal transduction. The coding region runs from base 181 to 729 and encodes 182 amino acids. The record is from RefSeq and is a predicted model, not a curated record. The transcript is spliced from 5 exons. NCBI's taxonomy places the organism in Eukaryota, Viridiplantae, Streptophyta, Magnoliopsida, Cornales, Cornaceae. Gene Ontology annotation, molecular function: protein phosphatase inhibitor activity.
AGAAAAGAUGAAGAAACUGAUGGUAUAAAAGAGGGCCAAACUAACGAAUCGAGGAAAUCGAAAGAAGCGCAAAUAUUUCGUCGACAACUCGCGAAUAUCAAGAUGAUGUUACUAUGCUGCAAUUGACUGUAAGGACCAUUAUGGGGCUGUAGGGGUUCAUUAAAAGACCAUAGUUUCCGAAUGGACAUGGGGCGUCGUCAUGUAAGAUGGGAUGAAGCUAAUCUGGGGGAAAUUGAAGCAAAUAAACCCAUUAGGCAGAAAAUUAAUGAACCUAAAACACCAUAUCACCCCAUGAUCGAUGAUGAUGGAUCUCUGUCUCCUAUACGGGGUAGUUUCGAUGGUUGUGUUGGUGACACCAUUCAUGCAGACGCAAUACGUUCUGCUUUGAAUGAUGUGGCUUCUUCUAGUUCUCGACGCUCUGGUUGGACAUCCUCAGAGGAUGAGUCAGAUAUCAUGGAUCAAGAUGAUGAAGAUUCUGAAGCAGAGAAGAACGGUCUGAGUUUUAGGGAGCACAGGCGAGCUCAUUACGAUGAGUUCCGGAAAGUGAAAGAGCUCCAACAAAAGGGUUCCUUUCUUGAAGAUGCAUCUGACGAUGACGAGGGUGAUCACAAAAAGAAUGGGAGGAGGUCUGGCUUGUCGUCAUUGACCACUGGUGUGAAAGAUACAGAUCGUGUAGGUGGUACAAAUGUGCAUCAACAAUCUUUUACACCUCCAGCAAAUGGUGCUUAGAAGCUGUCAAAACGCAUACUCUAAAAGUAAUAAUUUUCGCGACAUUUUUCAUUACAUAAUUACUGCUACUGCUAAAACAUGAUUCCUAACUUCUAAAUAGGCAUUUUCAACAGUCGGUGCCUUUUCUAACAAAUCUCUCUGUUGUGUGUGCCUGUGUGUGAAAGAACCACUCCUUUUUGUUUGUACGUUUGCUUCAUUUUCUUUGAUAACGACAACUUGAUAUUUUUCUUGUAAUUAGAGAGCAUUGAAGAUUCGAUAGAGGGCUUGCUUUUCCCAACUGCUGGUUCUCUUCUUGGUAACCGAUUAAUCUAUUUCUAUUGUUGUAUAAUAUGGUCUGGUUCCACUCACAUAGAUGCAGUCGGAUUAGUCUGAGAUGAGAGUCGGACUCUGUAUCACAAUUCUAAAUUAUAAUAUCGAGCACGGUCAUGCAUUCUUCCGUGCUGGGCUUCCUGCAUUUUGGGGAGGGUUAAAA